AUGGGUACAAGCAGUGGCCUCUGGAACACUGCCACUACCUGGACCACCCGAACUCAACCCUGUACUACCACUCUUACGUCGACUACGACCAGGACCUUUACGCCAACCCAGACAACAUCCACGGUUACUGUCACCAGCACAACCACCUUGGUAGGAUCAACCUCAUUCGCAACUGUAACUCAGACCACGACGACCACUAGCACCAUCGACACAACCACGACAGUAACAACUUCAACUACGACGACGACUACUAGCACUAUUUCAACCUCCACGACAACCGUAGCUGCGCCAGCCCUGUUUACUCCUGUUCAGACUUCCCUUCCAGGCUCCACGUACAGCGGAUCAGGCGGCAUUGACCCUGUCGGUAAGCGAUCAGUCAAGCCCGGACACCAGCGUGAACAAAGCUCGAAGCCAGGCCUUUCCGAGUGGCUUUAUCCCAAGGGAGUCACUUGUCAUCACUGGGUAUCAGACACGUGUUCGACAACGAUUACGACCACUACGUCGACUAUCACCGCCACGGGAAAGACAGUAACCGUUACCUCGACCUCCACCGCCACCACCACUUCGAUUCCGUCUGGCGUCACCACGACCACGACCACGGCAACAGCUACGACGGUCAGCACUAUCACCGACAUCUCAACCUCCACUUCGACUGCUACGACCACAACAGUCCUCACAACCACGACACUCUACGCAGCCUGUGCGAGCAACAACCUUGCCGACACAUAUAUUGGUGGUGGGCAUUUCAUCGAAGGCGAGGGAGGUUUCGAGACCGUCAGCACCACCACAACGGAUACCGCAUACGACUGCUGUGUUGCUGCCCUCUUGGAUAAUGGUGGAGAUACGAACGUCUGGGUUUUCGAACCCGCGAGUGGCGAAUGCGAUAUCGGCGAAACAGACGACACUUGUCCCGACCCAGCCACCAACCCAUCUACUGUUAUCACUUCUCCAGAUGGAACCCUCGUCAUAGGUAACGGUUACUGCGGCGAAUUUGCUGUGGCAGAGCCAGAAUUCUCGGGCAUUCCGAAGUAA
Messenger RNA from Fonsecaea erecta, 1032 nucleotides. RefSeq lists its product as hypothetical. The coding region runs from base 1 to 1032 and encodes 343 amino acids. The record is from RefSeq and is a predicted model, not a curated record. Lineage: Eukaryota; Fungi; Ascomycota; Eurotiomycetes; Chaetothyriales; Herpotrichiellaceae. The transcript is spliced from 3 exons.